AUGACAAACAAGGAUGAACUAGUGCAACUAGCAAGAUUAGCUGAACAAGCUGAACGGUACAGUAUUGGUUCUCAUAGUAAAUAUACCGUUAGUGCUUGUCGAUCAUCUUGGCGAAUUAUAUCAGGCAUUGAACAGGAAACGUUACUUGAUAAAUAUCUCAUUCCAAAAGCAACAACUGCUGAAUCGAAGAUAGUCUAUCUAGAGAUGAAAGGUGAUUACUAUCGAUAUUUGACUGAAAUUACCGUCGGCAGUGAACAGCAAACAAUUCUCAAUGAUGCAGAUACUGCUUGUCGUACAGCCAACCAAGCCUUCGACAAUGCUCUGACUGGAUUAGAUUCUAUUGAUGAUGAUUCUUAUAGAGUAUGGUACGUCGAACUAUUUCCACAUAGUAGCAUUUCUAGUUGUCAAAUUCCAUAUAAUUUGACAACAUGUGAUUUUGUCUACAGUGUUGUUGUUCCAAGAACAAAUAAUAUUUCGUUCGUCUACAAUUGUAUUGAUAUUCAAGGAAAUAAUGUUAUUGGUGUUUUUACUAGCAAUGGUACUUGUGAAUCAUUUCAAUUGAACGAUGAACAAAUUGUAUCUAACUAUUCAACACAAGAUAAUUUUCUCAUUGCUAUCGAUGGACAAGGUACGGGUGUGUAUAGUAUUGCUGAUGAUUUUGUAUGUUUUUAUCAAUUAUAUCCAACAUUUGAAUUGUUCGUUUGGCCAAAUACAAUUGGUAUUUCUCCUCGAGGAAUGCAUAUCGGUUCAAAUCAAGAUUAUGCUGUUGUAGCUGGAUAUUGUCAAUCAACACCAUCAUCUGCUGUCGAAUGUGGUUUUUAUAUUCGAUUAAAUACAUCCUUAUCGUCUCCGUACAGUAUAAGCAAAUUUAAUAUUGCAGGUGUCUUGUAUUAUCCAUGGAGUGAUCCCCGUGUCAUUCGUUACAUGGCUAAUAGUCAAACUUAUACAGCACAAUCAGUCAUGUCAGUGAGUAUUUGUUGGAAUACUCAACAGGUACUUAUUGGUAUUCAGUCAUUAAAUACAGUUUUAUUGUAUUCGUUAAAUGAUACUCACAAUCCAAUUAGUACUCGUCAGAAUGGAGUGGGAUAUAUGGGCUUUGGGAAAAGUGUUGCAUGGCUAGAUGACACAGGUGAAAAAGCAGUGAUUCUAGCCAAUACUUAUAUAUAUUCAACAUAUGAAUGGAUUUCAUCAGCAGUGCAUAUCUAUAAUAUUGAAUCAGAUGGAUUCUCUGAUUCAACGCAACCGAUUCUUGUCUAUCCAAAUAGUCAACAAGUUCUUUUACAAAUGAUGGCUGAAUCUUUAAUUCGUCUCAGUUGUUCACCUGCUGGUAAUUUAGGUAUUUUAGAUAGUUUGAGCAAUGGUGUUGGUAUUCUUGUCGCACCUCCAGGUUACUAUCCAAAUACAAACAUAGAUGUAUAUGCAACCAAUUCUAUUCCUUGUAAUCGUGGUACAAAUCGAACUUAUGCUGGAAUUGAAUUAUGUUCUCCUUAUUCAUCAUCAUCAAUGAACUGUUCAGAAGAUUCAUUCUGUCCAUAUGGAGCUGUUGGUGAAGUUUUAUAUUCUGCAUUUGAAACCAUUGAGCAAAUUCAAGAAUAUCCUGAAUCACCUGAAAAUACUGUUUUUGAUGAUAUACUUAUGCAAAAUAUGUUCGCAUUCAACGUGAACUCAGUGCAUUGUUUGCUCGUCUCACCUCUUGUUUGGGUGGUUCUCGUCAUGUUAAUUGGCUUAUCUGUAGCGCUUUUCCUGACAAUUUCCGAAGCAUUGUAUCCUGAGCACCAUUCAAUGCAAGAUAAUGUCAAGAAAGUAUUUAGAAAAAUUGAUCUCAUCGGUGAAGGAGAGAUGUGGAUCGGUGGUCUGAUCUCAGCUGCAAUAAUUGUACUUGUUGUGUCAGCAUAUAGUUUUUCGAAUUCUUUUCUUCGACAAUAUCCAAUUGAAGAUAUUACUCACAAUAGUUCUUUUGCAUGUGAUGUUACUUUACGCAAUGCAAAAUUUAGUACAACAACACAACAGAGAUGGGAUCCUCGUCGUUCAACAAAAGAAAGUCAAACAAUGUUUGAUUUAUUAAAUGCACAACUAUUUACACUUAAUAUUGAUCUUGUUCAAACAGCAUUUACUUGUGAUGAUCAACUCUACGUACAACGUUUUGAUGGUUAUGAAACCACUAUUAUACCAAUUACUAAAUGUCAAACAAAGUACAAUGAUACCACUCUCAGCUUGACUAUUUUACUACCAGCUCAAGUGAUUAGUGUCCGAUUGGUUUUGCCAGGAUUAAAUACAGUUGGAGCCAUUCGAAUUGGCUUAAGUGGACCUGCAGCAGAAGCUGAAGAUGGAAGAUUCACAUUGAUGGCUCUGAAUUUUGCUUCGACAUUUGUCUCAUCAUCACUUGAUCAAGUUCUUGCUGAAUCAAUGACAUUUCCUAUUGAAUUAACUGAAAUUGUUAAUCAAACAGAUCCAUUAAAUAGUAAUGACGUAUCUAAAUUUAGUGGUAUUUGGUCAUCAUCAUUAACUGUUAAUUCAGCUCAACUCUUUACUAAUGAGAGUCAAUAUACAUUCUUGUAUCGAACAACGACAAAUAUUAGUAUUACAAUUGAACAAAAUAUAUUUUAUAUUGGUAAUUUACAACAACCUAUCGCGAGACAAACUGAAGUUAUCUUUCGUAGUCUUCUUUUCACAAUUGUGGUGUUAGAAGUGUUUGGUUUAAUCUUUCUUCUCAUCAAAUUAUUGUUCAUGCCAGUGUUUCGUACAAUACACGAACGUUUACGCCAAAGAUCGCCAAAAAUUCAUGACAGUGAAAUAGACGAUAUAUCCAAAAUAAAGGCGGAAAACGAUAUUAUAACAAAAGUCAUUCAUGAAAAUGAUCAAAAUUUUAUCAAGAGAAAAUGUCAUCGCAGAUGGUCAACAACGGCGAUUGCUAGGAAGCCGUGUCACGACUAG
Adineta steineri is the source of this 2934-nucleotide messenger RNA. The record is from the annotation of a GenBank genome assembly. NCBI's taxonomy places the organism in Eukaryota, Metazoa, Rotifera, Eurotatoria, Adinetida, Adinetidae.